AUGCUCAACCCACCAAUGGCUCUCUAUAAGGGGCGAUCCAAGGCCAAGAUGCCCAGACUGCGAUUGUACCAGAUGCGACUCGCGCUUUUCCUUGUCGUAUGUCUUGCGACGACAUUCGCAUCUGCUGCCUCCGUACCACACCGUGCUUCGACCCGCGUUCCCGCGUUAUCAGUCGAUCUUAGCCAGCCUCCCUCGCCACCUUCCUCGGAAGACAUGAUUAAUGGAUUCUCUAGCGAUGUUGGCGAGGAGGCGGACGACAGUGCCACGACUCCUAAGAAAAGCGAGAAGAGACGAAGGAGCGCACAUGCUACAACUACCACCACGGCGUUGUCGAAGCCAACCAGCAGUUCAGUAUCGUCAUCGUCAACCUUGCCUGUGCCAUUCGACAAUACGCCGGCCUCCGCCUUCGAGAGCUCGGGCUCAACCGACUCCUGUUCCAGCUUCAUAUCCGGCCUUCUCGCAGAUCCUACGUUCAAGAGCUGUUACCCCCUCUCCAUGAUGCUGCAGACGUCGACAGGCCUCUUUCAAGCCGAAAAGUCGCUUCUCAGCAUUGUCCGUGUGCUCGACGCAACCUGCCGAGCUGACUCGGCUUCUUGUGCGACAUUUCUCGACCAAGCCGCGACGAAUCUCACCAUGAGCAACAAUUGCAAGACUGAGAUUGCGCAGAACCAGACUUUAGUCCUGCAGGCAUACCACGGGCUGUUGGCCUACAAAACGGUGUAUGCGGCAACUUGUCUCCAGGAUCCGACAGAGAGCCAGUAUUGCUUUGCCAAUGCCGUCACCAACCUCGACACGCCCUCGGACGCCUACCUCUACUUUUUACCAUACGGUUUGGCACUACCUGGCAGCUCCAACCCCUCUUGCAGCUGGUGCACUCAGCAAACGAUGGACAUUUACUUUUCUGCAUCUGCAGACCGAAGCCAGGCCAUUGCCGACGUCUAUGUGGACGCAGCCCGCCAAGUGAACACUUUGUGUGGCCCAAAUUAUGUCAAUGGCACUCUUCCACCAGCUUCAUCAGAAGCUCUCACUCUACGACCUGCCAUUUAUACCAUUACAUUGGCCGUCCUAUGCACCGCGUUUGCCACCCUCGUUUCGAUUUCAUAG
This is a messenger RNA of Trichoderma aggressivum f. europaeum, 1104 nucleotides long. RefSeq lists its product as uncharacterized. Lineage: Eukaryota; Fungi; Ascomycota; Sordariomycetes; Hypocreales; Hypocreaceae. The coding region runs from base 1 to 1104 and encodes 367 amino acids. The record is from RefSeq and is a predicted model, not a curated record. The transcript is spliced from 2 exons.